AUGGAUUCACAAAAGCCCCGAUCAUAGAGCAGACCUGUAGCCACGCCAAGCGACUUUUUAGAUUCAUCCUUCAGUAAAGAUAAUGGAUUUCACAAGACAUUUUUUAACAACCGAAAGAAUAAGCAGAUGUUUACAAAUUUCUUAACUAGACUCGUAAAGGUUCAAAAGUCCUAUCAAAAUGUAAAAACAACCCCUCAAGUAAUUGAUAUGAAUAGCACUCCUCUUAGUUACAAAUUAUAAUUCGAUAAAAAUUUGCUAAGUAUAAAUUCAGGUCAUGUUUAAAGAGGGAGUGAUGUAGAAAGAGUUGAAGCUGGAAGUAAACUUAUACUUAAAAUUCCUUAAUAAACCCCCUAACCUGCUGACCUUAAAGAUGAUAUGGGAACAUUUUCUGAAAUCUCCCCUCUAUCUUGA
Messenger RNA from Stylonychia lemnae, 411 nucleotides. Lineage: Eukaryota; Ciliophora; Spirotrichea; Sporadotrichida; Oxytrichidae. The record is from the annotation of a GenBank genome assembly.